GCAAUUUUUGACAGAACCUUUGUGGUUAGAAAACAUAUUUAUAACUUCCAAUGUGAAAUUUUGCAAUUUUUGUGAAUGGAGUUUCCAACAAUAUUUUUUAGAAAUUGUCAGUGAAUGAAAAAAUGCUAAAUUAAAACCAUAAUGUUGCUAUCUGGAUGUUGGUAAUUUUUGACUGGAUUCAAGGAUGCAAGGCCUGGAGGCUGCAUGUGAGGAGGGUGAAUGUUCCGUAAAACGGUUGAAAGCCAGCCGCCCCUCCUUACCUCUGCUAUGCCCCCAGGAACCAACGACAUCUGCAUCGAGUUCAUUUCAACAAGAAAUCGUUGAAAAUCCCUCUGGCAAACCUCCCAUUGACAUUUUUGCCAAACUCUUAGAAUUAUAUGAAGCUGAAAAUGGCGGUUGCGGGGACUAUGAUGAAGAGGAAGAGAACGAAGAGGAUGAGAAACCAGGAGAUAAAUUGGAAACAAAAUAUAUCCCUCUUCUGUUAGAAAAACUCGUAGUUAAAGAAAGACUAAACACAAUGAUUUUAAACCUUUAUCCUGGUAACAAGGGUUACUCGUUGGCAUUCAGGACGUUGUCCCGUAGCGAUUCCAAUUUUACCGAAGAUACUGCCAAUAUGAUUGAAACCGAACUGUGGCCUUAUGAAGAGGACGACCUUCUUCGAUACAUCGGUAACGAAGAACUUCCACCAUUCAUUUUAGAUCUAUUAGAAUCGCAGUUUAGUUACCUUUUUUACAAUGGAUGUAUCAUAGCUGAAGUUAGAGACUAUAGACAAGCUUAUCCACAAUUCAAAUGUGAUAUUCAUCAUGUUUUACUUAGGCCUACACCCAGGAGUAUUAUGGCAGACAUAAAUAACAUAGUGGAAGAAAGGCCAGACUGGACUAACGAAGAAAAAGACCAAUUAGAAUGCCAGCUGCUAAUGGCCAAUACACCGUCCUUAUGCCUAGACCCAGACACCUCUAUAGGCGAAGAAGUCACGGAAAUCUACAACCGUCGACGGAUGUGGAACACCCACAAAUUCAGACGCAUGGCCAAGAAGUACUCCCAAGUAACGGUCAACAGAAAACGAAAAUUGGAUCAGUUCACUCACAGGCAUGGCUUAGAGUUCUAUGAAUUUCUCUCUAGAGUCAAAAGUAAACCAAAGAUAGGGGUCGGCGCUGGUGGCCUGGCGAACAUAACCUCGAGACCGCUGAAAAUGAGCCUGGACGAUUUGAAACCGCAGCCGAUUCCGAGCUUGGAACCGCCGUUGCUCGCGCCGCCCCAAGAGGUUGUCAUCAACGUGUUCAAACCAUACGAGAGACCAGAGAAGAACAAGGACGAGACCGCGGAAGAAAGGGCGGACGAAAGCGUCGAAGAGAAUAUAGACUGCAGUCCCCAGCUCAUCGAAGAGUAUAUUCUGGAAACGGAUAUGCCAUCGAAGGACAAGGGUAGCCCGAGAGUGUACCAUAUAAAAUUGUCAAUUCUGCAGCGGCCUUCUGAUUCCGAAUACUUGGGGGAAUUGUAUUUAGACAGGGAUCACAAAAAAAACGAACAAAACGGCGUGGCGUGUAGGUUUUCACUGGGCUCUAGAGCUAACGCUAAUAGAUAUAUUCAUCAAUUUACGGAGAUCUUCACUGAAAGUGGGAGGAAGUCAGUUAGAAUUAGUUAUAGAAUUAGUCCGAGGUAUAAGGAACGAGAAGCACAAGCGCAGGCGCAAGCGCGGUCGCAGCUACAAGCUCAAAGCGCUAACCAACCCAAUUUGCCUCAGCAACACCUGACACGCUUGACGCAAUCGUUGCAAAAUCAAACGGCACCUGUGAUAAACGGAACCGUCGCUGGUAGUACUGGGAUGCACAAUCAAGUGCAGGUUACUGCCAACGUCCCAAUAUUGCAAAGUCACUUGCAAGGGCCACCGAAACCUUCCACUCAAGAACAGGCUGUUAGCGCGCUGGCCACGGAACUGAUGAAUUCAGCGCAAAAGUUCCAAGCAGAGAGCGCGAAAAAGGAGCAACAGCAGCAGCAACAAAGACAACAGCAACAGAAACUAACGGGUAGCAACACAGCCAUAUUGAAUUUGCUAAAUAGUUCGCCGGCGUCAAACGUGAACACGGACGCGGUUGUGAACGCUAUAAACAAUUCCCAAAUAUUACCUCAACAGCUACAGACUAUAAACCAAAAAAUUCUAGCGCGCAAAAUGACUAUACCGAACGUGACGAACGCGCGCGUGCUCACUCACAACAACGUAAUAGCGAUCAACAACAAUCGCAUGAACUUGCAGGAUUUGCAGCAACAGUUGGGACUGGGGCAGCAGCAACCACAGACUAUAACGUUGACGUCCGUUAACAGCAGCAAUUAUUCUAAUUUCACUUCGGUGCCGAUCAAACAACAAGUGGUGAAUCAAAGAAUAAUAGGGAACAGUUCUAGUGAAAAUAAAGCGCUAUCGGCACUGUUGGUGGGAACCCCCGCGGCCGACAGGCCUGAUAUCAUCGGGCCCAAUACGAACUCUUUGCUAUUAGAGAAGCUCGGGGGUUCCCCUAACAACUCACAACCCACCCAUUUCAUUCAGAGCCCCAAGGGGAAUCAACAAUUCAUGGUUCAAUCCCCCAAAGGAAGUACUGUACUUAGCCCCAUGUCUAGUCCCCCGCCACAAACGGGGGGUACCAUUAACGUGCAGGGGUUGAAUUUCGCGCAGCUGCAAAGUAUCCCGGGCUUUCAGGUGCAGCUGCCGGGGUUCUCGCAGCCCAUUUCGUUGUCUUUGAACGUUUCGUCGACGGGCAACAUACAGGGGCAUCCGACCAGUUUGAUAGUGUCGUUACCUGUUACUACCGCAACACAUACUUCAAAUACUGUGACUCAGGCAGCUGGUGGCAGUUCGGUUAGUGGAGUGAAUAAUAUCGGGGUCGCGCCCCAGACUGUGGUUUUGUCUAGCGCAAGUGCUUCAAAUUUAGCUCAAUUGGUAAGUUCGGGAGUAAAAGGAGUAACUCAGCAAGGAAUCAGAACAUCGGCCAGUCCGCAAACGGUAUCUUUGACGCAAGGUAGACAGCCCUUCCAACUCAUAACCCCUCUCCAGAGGCCAAGAAUGCAGCAGGCCACCGCCCAGCCGCAAACGUUGACCUCUCGGACUCUCCAAAGAACACCAAUCACGAUCAAGAUGGCAACGCCCGGCACAAAUGCUUCGCAAGUAACGCUGGCCUCGAACUCCGCGAUCGCUAACCAACUGCAGAAGCAAGCUCAACUGCAGCAGUACCAACAGAUAUGCUUGAACCAACCCAACGUGUUGAGCAACAUUCGGAGAAGAUCUAGCACUUCGGAUCCCCAAUAGUUCGUAGUUCUUUCUUAGGCAGUCCAGUACUGUACAUUUACAUUUUAAGCUAGUCUUAUUGAAUUUUCUUUUGUAUAUUACUGAGAAGUUUUUGUCAGUACUUUAUAAACAAAACUGCCAGGUAUGAAAUAACUUUCGCGUGCCUUGUUUCGGUGGACUUCUUUUUUUUUAGACAUUAUUUUCAGAUUCACUUUCGUAAAAUAUUAUUAAUAGAAUAACAUAGGUUACUUUUAAAAGCUGCAUAAUAGAUUUGUCUUAUAAUAUAAGAAACAACUAAAUUAAUGUGAACAAAUUGAAAAUUUUAUACAUAUACGUUUUUUCCGGAAAUACCGAAAAAUUUCAGGGGUGAUUCUGCAUAAGAAAAAAUUUUUUUCAUAUAAACCUGGGUUCAAAAAUGCAUAGUUUUCGAGAUACAUAUGUCAAACUCGUUUUUUUAUAAAUAUCUUUAAUAACCUUUGGCCGAUUUUGUUGAAAUUUGGUAGUGCUGUUUGUAAUAAUAAUAAUAAUAAUAAUAAUAAUAA
This is a messenger RNA of Psylliodes chrysocephalus, 3819 nucleotides long. The record is from the annotation of a GenBank genome assembly. Lineage: Eukaryota; Metazoa; Arthropoda; Insecta; Coleoptera; Chrysomelidae.